AUGGGCUCCCUACAGUAUUGCUGCUGCCAGCUGCCAAAGAUGGGCGACACCUGGGUCCAACUACCCUGGCCCGGGCCUCCCCACCCAGCCUUGCUGUUGGUCUUCUUCCUCUUGGCAGCUGGGGUGAUACACUCUGAUGCCGGUACCAGCUGCCCAGUCCUUUGUACAUGUCAUAACCAAGUCGUGGACUGUAGUAGUCAGCGGCUGUUCUCCGUACCCCCGGACCUGCCGAUGGACACCCGCAACCUCAGCCUGGCCCACAACCGCAUUGCGGCCGUGCCGCCAGGCUAUCUCACAUGCUACAUGGAACUCCGAGUGCUGGAUUUGCGCAACAACUCCUUGGUGGAGCUUCCCCCAGGCCUUUUUCUCCAUGCCAAGCGCUUGGCGCACCUGGAUCUGAGCUACAACAACCUCAGCCAUGUGCCAGCUGACAUGUUCCGGGAAGCUCACGGACUGGUGCAUAUCGACCUGAGCCACAACCCCUGGCUGCGGAGGGUGCACCCCCAGGCCUUCCAGGGCCUCGUGCAUCUCAGAGACCUGGAUCUCAGCUAUGGUGGCCUGGCUUUCCUAAGCCUUGAAGCCCUGGAGGGCCUCCCGGGGCUGGUGACACUGCAGAUCGGGGGUAACCCGUGGGUGUGCGGUUGCACCAUGGAGCCCUUGCUGAAGUGGCUGCGGAAUCGGAUACAGCGCUGUACGGCGGAUUCUCAGCUGGCUGAGUGUCGGGGCCCCCCUGAAGUUGAGGGUGCCCCCCUCUUCUCACUCACUGAAGAGAGCUUCAAGGCCUGCCACCUGACCCUGACCCUGGAUGAUUACCUCUUCAUCGCCUUUGUGGGCUUCGUGGUCUCCAUCGCUUCCGUGGCCACCAACUUCCUCCUGGGCAUCACGGCCAACUGCUGUCACCGCUGGAGCAAGGCCAGCGAGGAAGAGGAGAUUUGACACCAGUGCCUCUCAUCCCUCCAUGCUGCCGCUGCCGCUGCUGACCGCUGCACACCUUGGAUCACGGUGCCCUGGCUGCUUCCAUCACAGCUCAAACAACGUUGGGAAACUAACCUUGUAUGAGCGUCUGUCCACCGUGAGCCCGGCACUGUGCUAGCACCUGGGAAUGAAAGACAAAUCCAACCCAGUCCCUGCCCUUGAGGUACUCACUUUUAAUAAAAGAAAGCAGUUCCAAAUCAUUCUUUUAUGACAAAAUGCCAGUGCUCUAAGCACAGUGUCAGGGAAGCCCAGAGGAGAGUCCAUCAUCUGUGCCUCAAAAAGCCCAAGAAGAAUUGCAAGAAUGAUCUGCUAAGUAGAUGAGAAAGGUUGGCACAGCAAAUGACAGAACACACAAUGCAGGAAGUGUUGAGAGCCGCUCACUAUUCCCUGUGGCCUAAGGGUAUAUAGGAGGUGUAGACAGAGGCAAAACUUUCCCUCUGACAGCCAGUUUUUCAGUCCCCACUGCCUGCCAUUGCCCUCCAGGAGUGCGAUGCCUCCUGUGCCAGCUCCAUGACCUCCUCCCCCUAGCAGCUUUGGGGUGAAAUGACCUCCAGUGACUUCCCUGAUGGUGAGAUCCCAGAAAACAGGCUGAGGGUAAUGACCCUCAGCACCCUUCCUUCCUUCUAUCCCUGUCUCUGCCUCUGACUUAAGGCUUGUCUUCAACGGAGGCAGCAAAAGUCUUGGCACCCUGGGAUCCCAAAUAUGUAACUGUUCUUUCCAUGGUGCUUAAAGCAAAGGAACUCACCAGGAAAGUGCAUGGCAGGGCUCAGAUCCUAGCAUGUUGAUACCCAGGGCAGGAGGACAAAGCACCACAUUCACAACCAUGAGACUGUAUGUCUUUUCUUCUAAGCAACUCACUCGUUUGAGCAUAAAGGAAGGAGCGCUAGUAAUUGCUGAUUCUUGCUAGUGUCCAGCAGUGUGCUAAGCUCCCUCAACAGUUUCCUUUCACACACACAACAGCUCUCUAGGGGAUUUAGUGUUCCCAUUUUGCAGAUGAGGUCACCAGGCUCAGAAUAAGGAUAAGGUAACACGCUAUGUCAUGAUCAAUAUACAACCAGUCUUCCCCACGACAAUUCUUUCUAAAGCUCCAUAAAUUCAGACUCAAAGCAUGCUAAUGAAGUUGCUGAUAUGGACCAGGUAAUCCUCUGGGCAUGCUUUUGUUUUCUGAUUCAUCUCUUCACAUUCUCACUGACAGAGAGUUUUUACUGUUCCCACUAUGUAGUUGAAUUUAUUGUAGAAAGCUGGGCAACUUAAUCAACUUAUCUGUGCAAACAAAGAAUAUGGUCAUUGUUGCCACUGAGGAAAUCUGUAUCUAAUUGUAGAAACCAAGGACUCUGUGAAAAUGUGAUCCCCACCAUCUUUGCUGUCAUCUUCAUCUUCCUCAUUCUGUGUCAUCAGCUUUCACCACGGUCUUUCCUGUCUCCUCGGACACUGGGAAGGCCAGGGAGUUUCCUUUGCAUUCUGCUCCUUGACUUCUCGCACUGCGGUGUGGGAAACUAAUCCAAACACUGGUUUACAGAUAGGAAAGUAGAAGCUUGGGAUUGAGUCUAACUCCAUCCUAACACUGGACUCGGUUCUGCCGUGGGUCUCUUUCUAGUGUUUCCUUGGGCAUUUGGGGGGAAAGAAUGUCCUGGAAGCCUGCACAACAGAAGUAACAGAACCCUAAAAUUCAACAGUCAUUAGCACAAUAAUCACAAAAACCAAUAAAAGGCAGUAAAGCCCAGCUGUGUCCAGAUUGUGCUCACAGUCAGGCUGUGCCAUCCUCUAAACCAGAGGCAGCACAAGGGACAGCUAAAGAGAAGACACCACCUUAACCAUGGAUGAGUCCAUCGCUAGAACUGCUGACUUUUCUCUAACAGAUCUAUGGAAAGCAGGAGCUGUAGCUCCUACUGUGGGUUGUCUUACAAGAGAAACUAGGGGGUCUGAGAAAAUGAUAGGUGAGAUCCUCAGUAGAAAAUGGGGAGACUUAAGGCCCGGUCUUGUCGGCAAGGCUGACUUGAGAAUAAAAACAAGAGCUUUCUAUCCUG
Myodes glareolus (Bank vole) is the source of this 3002-nucleotide messenger RNA. RefSeq names its product leucine rich repeat containing 55 (gene Lrrc55). Gene Ontology annotation, molecular function: transmembrane transporter binding; potassium channel activator activity; voltage-gated potassium channel activity. NCBI's taxonomy places the organism in Eukaryota, Metazoa, Chordata, Mammalia, Rodentia, Cricetidae. Gene Ontology annotation, cellular component: voltage-gated potassium channel complex. The record is from RefSeq and is a predicted model, not a curated record.